AUAUAAUUCACUCGUUUUCUUCUAAGCGUUGCUUGGGGUUUUAAUAUUUGCUAAAAAUAUACAUAUACACAUACAAAAAUAUACAGUAUUAUCUGAUACAUAUAGUUUUAAUCUGCCUAGAAUACAGGCCACAUAGUUUUGAGAAAUACAUCAUUUGAAAAGGAAAAUUUAAAAAGACCGCACCGAUUGUUCAAAACAACGGAGAUUAAAGUCUCGAAUCUGUUUCGUAUUCUCGUUAUGUGUUAUCCUUCUUCGCCGCGACGAAUCUAAGCACUGUUCGCAUCAAGGCACAAAAUUGUGAGGAGUAUAAUAGAAUUAACGCCCUGUCUGUUUUUCUGGGAAAGACAGAACGGGAAGAACAGGAAAAGGCACUGCCAGAGCCCGUGAUCAAAUCGAAAGGCAAAUUAAUCGGCGUUCUCUCCGGAACGAAGUAGGCGAAAGAGAUUGUACGCGUUUAAACAUGUGCACAAUUACAUCUGACACGAAUUAAUUUUCAGUAUUACAAAAAAAUCGUACGAUCCAAGGAAAACCAAAGAAACAGCUGAUUUAGAUGAUUUCCUGUUAGACAAGAAUGGAAAUAAGCGGUGCUCAGAAAAAUAUACUUGCAUGGAUAUUUAUGCAAAGUAAAAUGUAUUUUUUUACUCUUGCAUAUUUUUGUGUAUCUAAAAAUCUUUCAUUUAUACAGAACACGUUUUACUAAAGUCAAUGGCGAGAAAUUGUUACGGGAUCCGAAAGCGCACGGCGAUCAAAGGAGCAAUCUUAAUAAAUUGAACGGCAACCGAAAAUUACAAGUUGAUGGUUCGAAAACUAAAGCAAAACCAAACAAAGAUAUCAUGGGAGCUAAAGUAAAGCGCGAUAUUGUACGUUUCUUCUUCAUUUAAAAAUUUAUUCAAAUGCAUUCAGAUCUAAAUUGUAUGAGUGAUAUCUAAUCGCUAAAAAUAUGAUUUGCAUUUUAAGUAGCAGAAUGAUAACGAUGUAGUGACAUUUAAACCAAAAUAGACGUCAGUACAUCGUUCUUUAAUGUCGCUUCGUUACUUGUGAUUGUUAUAAUGAAAUCUCUUCUGAUUUAUUCCAAAAAUGCUGCUCAAAUUUCAUACAAAAUUAUUCAUGUUAAUUGCUAAUAUUUUUCCGAGAUAGAUAGCGGAAAACAUAACGAAGCAGGGGAAAAAAUUACAAGCAACAGCCGUAAAAAGAAUUCCAGCGACGAGCAAUUUCGUCUAUGAAUUUAAUCCGUUCGUCAAUGUCACUAAUUCACAGUCACGUCCAUUAAUGUCACAGACUGAUUUGUGGCGUAAGAAUAACUCUGAACAACCAUUGCCCUAUUCUGAGACAGGUGUGGAAUUAAUUGAAACAUUCAAAACGUUACACCUCUUUGCAUUGUACUGAUUAUUUGAAUUUUUAAGACUUGCAUAAUCGACAGAAAUGACGAAAAUACUUUAACGUUAAUCAAUAAGAAAUGUUCAACUAUUCCAAAGAUAUAUUUUUCGUGCAUGUUAAUAUUCAUUAAUUAUACGUAGAUACGAUAUCAGUUGUCAAAUCCAAGUCAAGUCAUGUGAACCUCGUGAAACGAAAAGCGCCCGCUAUCCUGCCGGAAUUGAAUUCGCGUAUCGAUUUCGCAAUAGUCGAUUCAAAUGUAGCGAGUUCUUCAACGAAAAAUACGUGUCUACCGGUACUUCGCAAAGAGGAUUCGACAAGCAUGCCAAAUGAACAAGUUGACAAAGAGUAUGAGCAAGGAGAUACAGAUCACGAGGUGGAGAACGUGAAGUCUGCGUGGCAAGCGUUACGAGGGGAGAAAGACUGGACGAAGGGCAAGGACCGCAUCGACAAUGCCCGUACGAAAAAAUUGUACGAAAUACUGAAGAGGAUGACGUCUGAGGUAGACAGAGUUCAAAAGAGUUACAUAAAUCCCAAGGCGAAUUAUUACUUGCACAAAAGCGCGACCAACGUUCUCGGAAUGCAUAGAAAGCCGAGUUUACAGGAGGAGGCUGAAAUUAUAAGAAGCGCAAUCUUUCCCGAUAGAAAGGCGAAGGCGAAAUCGGUGGUCUCUCAUCUGGCAAACGUCGAUAGCGAAAUAAUUGAUAGGAACGUAGCGCGGAUACGAUUCAACGAUGCUGCGGAAGAUGAACAACCGCACAAGAAUCUCCCGUCGUCGAAAUAUAGCGCGAAAAGGCGAUCUGUACACGUUAAACCGCACGAUAAUGAUCUCACCAAUGACGUCGGAUCAGUCCAUGCAAUUGCGAAUACUAGUAAUAAAAAGGAAGACGUUACGAUUAUAAUGAAGCCAACGGUUGCAGACAGUAGCAAUAAGACAAGGGCGAGGAUCAAAUCGUCUAUCGAGGAAUAUCUGCAACGUUACGCCGAUAAUAUUCAUGCAUCACGCAAGUUUUUCCAGGAAAAAAAAGAUGGAUGUCCACGAUACCAAGAUGUGGAAGCAUCGGCGGAUGACAUCGCGGAUAUCCUGGCGAGUCACGGUAUCGAAUCGCACGCGUUGUACGAAAAUUUCGAAAAACACAGCGACGAUUCGGAAGUUUACGAUGAAGAUCGCUUUUCCUCAAAUAUCGCAACUAACGUCACGUGUACGACGUCCGUUGAUGCUAUCCAAGAAAAUAGACAGACUUGUGAUAAUAAGGCCCUCGAGUGCACGGGAUUAUGUAACGAUACGCGACCAACGAAAGCGAUUGAUACGAAAUCUGUCGAUACUCGCGGACAGUCGAGCGUAACAAAUUAUCAAGAUAACGCCUUUAUUAAAUUGGGAUUAAAUGAAAAUUUAUCGAAAGACACGCUGUCGCAAAUACUGCAGUCGGAAUACUUGAGAAAAGACUUAUCUUUGUAAUCUGUUUUGUAAUACUCGCUGUACGACAGAUGUAAUGUACGUUAUUAAUAUAUUUUUUAUUCUCUUAAA
This is a messenger RNA of Monomorium pharaonis (pharaoh ant), 2902 nucleotides long. RefSeq lists its product as uncharacterized. The coding region runs from base 1697 to 2833 and encodes 378 amino acids. The transcript is spliced from 2 exons. NCBI's taxonomy places the organism in Eukaryota, Metazoa, Arthropoda, Insecta, Hymenoptera, Formicidae. The record is from RefSeq and is a predicted model, not a curated record.